GGACACGUAUCGCUCAUGCAGUAGCGCGCCUGUCGCAGUGGCGUGUUUGGCGGUGCGCUGCGGGUCGGGCAGUUCCAAGUGAGUUGCUUUUCAGAUGCCGUCAGUAACAUCUUUGUGACUCGUGCGUUUUUUAAUCAAAUACGCUAAGCCGAAAUGUCUGGCAGAGGAAAAGCUGGAGGUAAGACUCGAGCUAAGGCCAAGUCGCGGUCUUCCAGGGCAGGCUUGCAGUUCCCGGUGGGCCGGGUGCACCGCCUAUUACGCAAGGGCAACUACGCGGAGAGAGUCGGUGCCGGCGCCCCCGUGUACCUCGCCGCGGUGCUGGAGUACCUGUCGGCUGAGAUCUUGGAGCUGGCUGGUAAUGCUGCUCGGGACAAUAAGAAGACCCGGAUCAUCCCUCGGCAUCUACAGCUGGCCAUCCGCAACGACGAAGAGCUCAACAAACUGCUCGGCGGUGUGACCAUCGCCCAGGGAGGUGUACUGCCUAACAUCCAGGCCGUGCUGCUGCCUAAAAAGACUUAGGUGCUCAUAGAAAGGAACCCGCAUGUGAAUUCGACUACGGACGAUCACACUUUCUAAUCACUUAUAAAUAUGUCAACUGCACUUUACGAAUCCUUGAUGGAAAAUGUUUUGCAACUGAACGAUGGCUUAACUUCUUAAGAGUCAUGGCACCCCGACAAUAACAUCUCAAGGAAGAAAGGAUUUCGAAAUGGGGCUAUGUAAACUGGAGUGAAGAAGAACGUUUUGUAAAACAGGGUUUUGUAUCAAAGGAUGAGGACCAGUCAUUAGUUUAGAGGCACGAGGAAGUCCGGAGAACUAAAAGCCUUUACCAGUGCGCGGAGAUCUGCGCCUGCUCCUCAGUAGCUGCAUAACGUCAUGUGACAAAGGGAGCGUUUCAAAAACACCUUGU
Messenger RNA from Erpetoichthys calabaricus (reedfish), 907 nucleotides. RefSeq names its product histone H2A type 2-B. NCBI's taxonomy places the organism in Eukaryota, Metazoa, Chordata, Cladistia, Polypteriformes, Polypteridae. Bases 154 to 519 code for a protein of 121 amino acids. The transcript has a single exon. The record is from RefSeq and is a predicted model, not a curated record. Gene Ontology annotation, cellular component: nucleosome. Gene Ontology annotation, molecular function: protein heterodimerization activity; DNA binding; structural constituent of chromatin.